AGUCAGGAGAGCACCGGCCGUGUGACUUGUAGAGUUUUGCGCGAAUGAAAAGUAUUAACGCAGAACUUGCCACGGAACAAUAUUAACUUAUAGAAUAUUGCUUGUGAGUGACACCCACCGAACAGCUGUCGCUAAUAAUAGAAUUUACACUAAAACCUUGGUCAUAAAAAUCCCAGGCGCCCUAAAUUAUAUAUUGUUAGCGAGGCUUUGAGAAUAGAUAAUGCCACGACUUUACUGCUAAAGCAGAAUAGUGUUUAACAACUAUUACACGCUGCUUAAGGUAAAUGGACGUCUACACGGGUGCAUUAGUUUCGGGCACUUGACUUGAACCGGGAGAUAAACAAAACUACAACUCCCAUAUCGAAGCAACUUAAAUGUUUCGGAAGUAAUAUUAGAUGGCUGAAGUUAGAGUGCGCGGCAGAAUGUAGUUUGCUUGAUCUCGCAUCAAAGUACUGUAGUGGUGACGUAUUACAUGUUAAAAUGGUUGUUUUAUACAGACGGUGACUAAGGCGUUAGCUUUAGCAUCGUAUUCCUUGAGUGUACAUGCGUCGACUCGGCUGGCUUCAGCUGGUCUGACAGCUCCAGAGAAGCUGAACUGUAACGGGUGAAACUACAAAAUAUAAACAUUUCAACGGCAUAUUUGCACCUACCCGCACAGCCGUUUCGUUGCUAGAACAGUUGUUCCUGGUGGCUGGCGGAUGGAAGUAAAGGUGGAAGUUGGUGGCCAAGUCAGUGUGUAGUAGGCUACAAGAAGCUGCCUUCAUUGAGCUAUGUGGCAGCACCCGACAGGAGGGGGCGGCCAUGGGCGCCGUACAACAGGCUGAUUGUCCCCGGCUUCUUCAGUCGUACAGUGGGUGGCAAGCAUAGAGCAGAUAUUUCGCAGGUAGCUGUUGUCUUACUCAUGUGUUUACACCGGACAUUAGUCAAAUGGACGUGUUCCUUCUGUACUGGUGCCGGGUCAGCUUUCCAUGAUGCCAGGUUGUGAACAGUGGUGCUAUUGACUUCCAGCAGCAGUAAACGAGCAGAAGUCCAGUCACCGGAGGAAGGACAAGGCAGCACUUUGGAAAGUUAACAUUACUCACCUUGAUUUAUGCUCACAAAAGUGUGAAGGAACUUGAGGGUGAGUUGAAAACAUUCAACAUACUGUGACUGGUGAAGGAUUAUGUGAGAUUAUUACUGGACAACCAGUGUUGAAAGUUUAGCUGUUUAGGACACUGUACUCAAAUUUAGGUUAUCUGCUGGAAUCCAAUCACUUGACAUGCCCAGUCAAGUCAAAUGCACCUAGCAAGUCACCAAGGUGUUAUUAGGCAAUCUAGGCCAGCAGCAGCAGUGUGCACAGCUGUUGUUUAAACUGACCAGCAGUAACCACACCUUACCUAAAUAUUAAAAGAUAAUGCUUCAAUUGUAUUGAAACACAGGCUAAUGACUUAUAUACUUACUUUGUAUCACCCCAUGUCCAGGCCUUUUGCUCUCUAUAAAUCCACACACUCCAGUCAAGAGUGAAUAGGUGCUUUGGAUGCAGGCUGUAUGUUUACUGCUGUGCCUUGGCCUGGUUGUGGUCUCUGCUGUGAGACAACCAGGCAAGGUGGUCCAACAUGUCAUCAAGCGGAAUCGCAGGAGUGGUGCCACGCAUGGCCACGGCUGGUUGGCCAGCAACUGCAAGUGGUUGGCAAGCCUCCGAUACCGAAAAGAUGUGAUCGUCCAUAAGCUGUCAGCUGCCGCGGCUGCUGUUGAGAAGGACCAAACCCUUUCAGAAAAGGAACGGAACUUCCAGGUUCACAAAAUGGAAGUUUUCCAGAAAGAGUUGAAUGAGAGCGAGCAUAUGGUGUUCCAGGCUGUGCAAAGCCUGCAGAGGGUGCUGCAAGGAGACUACAAGGAUGUGGUGAACAUGAAGCAGAGCAGCAGGCAGAGGUUGGAGGUGCUCAGAGCUGCAGCUAUACAGGAGGAGCAGGAGUAUGUUGAACUGGUGGCGGCAGAGAAACACCAACAGGAGGCUGUAAAGAGCGUGCUUGCUCGGAAUAAAACUCUGUCCAUAGUAGACGGGAUCCUGGAGGAUGUCAGGAAGGCAGCAGACCGGCUAGAAGAAGAGAUUGAAGAGCAUGCUUUUGACAACAACAAGCAGAUGCAAGGAGUGAACAUAGAGGCGGUGCUGAGAGUGGAGGAUGACGAGGAGAAUGGAGGCAAGAGGAAGAACAAGUCCAGUGAGAGGGAAGUGGAAGAUGACCUGGGACUGAGCAUGCUCAUUGACUCGCAGAACAACCAGUAUGUGCUGACCAAACCCAGGGACUCCACCAUGCCAAGAGCAGACCAUCAUUUUAUCAAGGAUUUGGUGUCGGUGGUGAUGUUGUCACUGCCUUGUGGUUGGAUGUGCACUCUGGUAGGUCUUCCUCCCAUGUUUGGGUAUAUCAUCUGCGGUGUCCUGCUUGGACCGUCUGGCCUCAACAGCAUCAAAUCUAUGGUCCAAGUGGAGACUCUGGGAGAGCUGGGAGUAUUCUUUACCCUCUUUGUUGUAGGACUGGAGUUUUCACCUGAGCGCCUUCGGAAGGUAUGGAAGACAUCGGUGCAGGGUUCCUGCUACUUGUGUCUGCUCAUGGUUGUUAGUGGUUUGUUAUGGGGACAAGUGCUGCGCAUCCGACCCACCCAAACUGUCUUCAUUUCCACGUGUCUGUCCCUGUCGAGCACCCCACUAGUGUCUCGCUUCUUAGCAGGAGGGAGCAAAGGAGAGAAGGAAGGUGACCUGGACUACAGUAGUGUACUGCUCGGGACUUUAGUGAUGCAAGACGUUCAGCUCGGCCUCUUCAUCGCUGUCAUGCCCACUAUGAUCCAGGCUCAGAGUGGAGACACAGACAGCUUCCUGUUUGGAAGUCUCCACGUGCUGUAUCUCCUGGCACAGGUCCUGGUGUCUCUGGCUGCUGUGCUGCUCCUCUGUGCCUUACUCAGAUCGUUUAUGGUUGGCCCCUUUUACAAGAAACUACAUGCUGAGAGCAAAGGCAAAAAGGAGAUCCUAGUGCUGGGGAUAGCAGCGUUUGUUUUUUUUAUGCUAUCGGUAACAGAAGUUCUGGGUGUUUCGAUGGAGUUAGGCUGUUUCCUGGCUGGAACGUUGCUGUCUUCCCAGGGUCACAUGGUCACUACAGAGGUCAUGGGAUGCUUUGAGCCCAUUCAAGAUUUCCUCGCCAUCAUCUUCUUUGCCUCUAUCGGUCUCCAUGUGUUCCCUACAUUUGUACUCUAUGAACUCACCAUUCUGGUGGCACUGACACUCACACUAGUCAUCCUGAAGUUCAUGAUGGCCGUGCUGGUGCUGUCUGUGAUCUUACCUCCCAGCUCUCGUCACAUUCGCUGGGUUGUCUCAGCUGGUCUGGCGCAGGUCAGCGAGUUUUCUUUUGUCCUCAGCAGCCGUGCGCGACGUGCAGGCAUCAUCUCUAGAGAGGUGUACCUGCUGGUUCUAAGCGUUACCACCCUCAGCCUGCUGCUGGCACCAGUCCUGUGGAGAGUUACAACGCACAGAUGGGUGUCACGAGCUGUCCUAUGAGCAGCCUCGGUUUAGGACUAGAUGUUUGUGAGAGGUGGGAAAACCAACAGCAUUUAGCGUAAUUUGCACAAUUUGUUUGGAAGCAGAGCAGAAAGUUAAAUGUUCAUUUUAUAAUCUGUAUGACACCUUUUGGAGUUUAAAAUACAGAACCUGCAGUUGCCUGUAUGUUGUCACUGGGACUAAUAGGACUUCUCUGUUCCCUUUCUUUUAUUGGUCAGUGCUGCAGGAGAUUUCUGUAGCUUAUCAUUUUGGCUAGAAGAUGGUUGAUAAGGUCACAGACUGCAGAUGAGACUGACUGUACUGUACUUUAUACUGUUCAAGAAUGAGGAAGCCUAUUUAUUGUACUCAUGUUGCAAUAAUUAAUGUUUGUUUCAAGUUUUUAUGAUGUGUUACAAGUGUAACUUCCAUCAUUCAUACUUCUCCCUUAGCUGAUAUUAGCAGCCCAGUAAUGUUUUCGAGAAUAAUUCAACACAGAAAAAUUUUUUGUUGUUGGGUUUAUUUUGAGGACAAACAGGACAUGAUGUCAUUGACGUAUUCCUGUGGAUGUAUGUUUGUAUAUCCAAAAAGUACAUCCUCUCAUGCAUUUUGCUGUCCUGCACAUAAUGUACAUGAGUGAAGAGUGGGGAUUUACUGUAUACCGAGUGUGUUAACUCCCUUAUGUGUCAUGGCCUUUUCUGUGUUAAUCAUGCAGACCAAACUUAUUCUCCUCUUUUUGUCGUAAAAUUGUUCACUUUGGCUUGGAUUAACGUUUAAGUCCAAAUUGUGGAGUGCAAAAAAAAUCCUUUUACAUUUUAUGAGUGAUCGUAUUUUUUUGUAUUGUGUCCUGCCAUCACUUUUUGCACAGGUGUAUUGUUUCCAGGGACCACCCAUGAUCAUUCCGUGCUCUAUACACUGUAAAAAAAAAAAAAAAGGCAGAGAUUUGUUUGUUUUAUCUGAAAUAUAUAUAUAUAUAUAUGAAUAUAUAAUCUUACAUCAUGACUGCUGUGUUUAGUAGAUGAUGUUCAUUGUCAUUACUGUAAUACUGUGGCUGGAAUGGCACAUUCAAGUACUGUAUUACCAAAGCAUUCCCUUAUUAUGUACUGGAGUUGAUGUUGGACUCUUUAAACUUUGCUCCACCUGUUCAUGAUCAUGGGGAAAUAUUCUUGCACUAGUUACCACUGAGUACCAAAUUCAUGUGCCUGCUCAACUUUGCUGCUUCGCAUACUGCCAGUCAGCUCUUUGUUGGCAUUAUGUGGUGUAAAUGUCAUCUAUAUAUGUUCUGUGUGUAAUGAACUUUAUGAUAUUUUCAGCAAUACAAACUUUAUAUAUUUCUGUUGCCAACCUUCACAUGGGGAGGAAUUCUUUUUGUCAUGUAUUUAUUAAACAGA
This is a messenger RNA of Dunckerocampus dactyliophorus (ringed pipefish), 4896 nucleotides long. It is a transcript of the gene slc9d1, whose product is annotated as transmembrane and coiled-coil domains 3. NCBI's taxonomy places the organism in Eukaryota, Metazoa, Chordata, Actinopteri, Syngnathiformes, Syngnathidae. Gene Ontology annotation, cellular component: membrane. Bases 1517 to 3529 code for a protein of 670 amino acids. The record is from RefSeq and is a predicted model, not a curated record. Gene Ontology annotation, biological process: potassium ion transmembrane transport; proton transmembrane transport. Gene Ontology annotation, molecular function: potassium:proton antiporter activity. The transcript is spliced from 14 exons.